Tyto alba (common barn owl) is the source of this 1602-nucleotide messenger RNA. RefSeq names its product circumsporozoite protein-like. Lineage: Eukaryota; Metazoa; Chordata; Aves; Strigiformes; Tytonidae. The record is from RefSeq and is a predicted model, not a curated record. The coding region runs from base 1 to 1602 and encodes 533 amino acids. The transcript has a single exon.
AUGGAUCCAAACCCCGAUCAAAAUCCAGACCCAGAUCCAAGUGCAGACCCACAUGUGGAUCCAAACCCCGAUCUAAAUCCAAAUCCAUAUCCAAAUGCAAAUCCAGAUGUGGGCCCAAACUCUGAUCAAAAUCCAGACCCAGAUCCAUGUGCAGACUCACAUAUGGAUCCAAACCCUGAUCAAAAUCCAGACCCAGAUCCAUGUGCAGACUCACAUAUGGAUCCAAACCCCGAUCAAAAUCCAGACCCAGAUCCAAGUGCAGACCCACAUGUGGAUCCAAACCCCGAUCUAAAUCCAAAUCCAUAUCCAAAUGCAAAUCCAGAUGUGGGCCCAAACCCUGAUCAAAAUCCAGACCCAGAUCCAUGUGCAGACUCACAUAUGGAUCCAAACCCUGAUCAAAAUCCAGACCCAGAUCCAAGUGCAGACCCACAUGUGGAUCCAAACCCCGAUCUAAAUCCAAAUCCAUAUCCAAAUGCAAAUCCAGAUGUGGGCCCAAACCCUGAUCAAAAUCCAGACCCAGAUCCAUGUGCAGACUCACAUAUGGAUCCAAAGCCCGAUCAAAAUCCAGACCCAGAUCCAAGUGCAGACCCACAUGUGGAUCCAAACCCCGAUCUAAAUCCAAAUCCAUAUCCAAAUGCAAAUCCAGAUGUGGGCCCAAACCCCGAUCAAAAUCCAGACCCAGAUCCAUGUGCAGACUCACAUAUGGAUCCAAACCCCGAUCAAAAUCCAGACCCAGAUCCAAGUGCAGACCCACAUGUGGAUCCAAACCCCGAUCUAAAUCCAAAUCCAUAUCCAAAUGCAAAUCCAGAUGUGGGUCCAAACCCUGAUCAAAAUCCAGACCCAGAUCCAAGUGCAGACCCACAUGUGGAUCCAAACCCUGACCUAAAUCCAGACCCAGAUCCAAGUGCAGACCCACAUGUGGAUCCAAACCCUGACCUAAAUCCAGACCCAGAUCCAAGUGCAGACCCACAUGUGGAUCCAAACCCCGAUCUAAAUCCAAAUCCAUAUCCAAAUGCAAAUCCAGAUGUGGGUCCAAACCCUGAUCAAAAUCCAGACCCAGAUCCAAGUGCAGACCCACAUGUGGAUCCAAACCCCGAUCUAAAUCCAAAUCCAUAUCCAAAUGCAAAUCCAGAUGUGGAUCCAAACCCUGACCUAAAUCCAGACCCAGAUCCAAGUGCAGACCCACAUGUGGAUCCAAACCCUGAUCAAAAUCCAGACCCAGAUCCAAGUGCAGACCCACAUGUGGAUCCAAACCCUGAUCUAAAUCCAGACCCAAAUCCGAGUGCAGACCCACAUGUGGAUCCAAACCCUGAUCUAAAUCCAGACCCAAAUCCGAGUGCAGACCCACAUGUGGAUCCAAACCCUGAUCUAAAUCCAGACCCAGAUCCAAGUGCAGACCCACAUGUGGAUCCAAACCCUGAUCAAAAUCCAGACCCAGAUCCAUGUGCACUCACAUAUGGAUCCAAACCCCGACCUAAAUCCAGACCCAGAUCCAAGUGCAGACCCACCUGUGGCCCAGCCCUGAUCCAAAUGCGGAUCCAAAUCCAGACACCUUCCCGAAUCCAAACCCGGACACAGACCCGGCUCCAAAUCCGGAUCUAA